AGACAUGUUGAGCAAAGCUGUUCAGAUUUGCGUUGGGGCCUGGACCGCGCCUGAUAAUUGCUGGAGUGGGGCUUGGCAGCGAUGGGGAACGCAGUGCAGCGACUCUGCCCGCGACGGUUCGGUGGCAGCCCUGAGGCCAGGGAGCCUUUCCGAGACAGCGAAGCCGGCGCUCCAGGCAUGUCGACCAGCAGAGAGAGGGUCCCCGUCAACACCGUGCAGCUCGUAGUGUCUUCGAUCGGACCGGGAGCAUACCACUCCUCCGUCGUCGUGAACGGCGAGGAGUACUCCUUCAGCGACGGCGGCAUACAGACCGCCCCGGGAUUCGCGAGUCACACCGCGAUGGCCGAGCAGCAGGGCAAGGAGAACAAGCCUCAGGUGAUUGAUUUCGGCAAGUCUCAUUACUCGGGCAGCUCCCUCAGGGCCAAGAUUGAGAGGUACUUCCUGCCUGGCACGUACGACCUCCUCCGCAAGAACUGCAACUCGUUCUCGGACGUCGCCCUCUUCUACUUGGUGCACAAGCGCAUGGACGGGAAGUACCGGUCGAUGGAGAAGUUGGGGUCAAGUUUCAGCGGCCUCGUGCAGGGAUUCAGCGGUGGAAAGUACACGCCGAACCCGAAGGCAGCAGAUUUUGAUAUUGAACAGGUGAUCAAAGAAAUCGACCCCGAGAAGGUCUGGUCCACCCCUGGACACGCCACCGGAGGAGCAGUGCUUACAGACCCAGGCGCGAUGCGAGAGGCGCGGCUGGCCGCACUCUCCCGAGCUGACGGGAGCGCAGCCUGAUAUGCGCACGAUCAGGGCGAGCUUGCUAUUCCUUGUCGUCUCGGGCCAGUUAGGUUCCUGUCUCCCACUGCUUUUGCAUUUACGCUGUCCUCCCCUGCAUUCCUCCGCGACAUGGCGGUGACCAGGUGCGUGGGAAGCCAGAAGUGUUUUCCGCACAGGCGGCGCGAUGGCGCUAGGAGGUGGCUGGGAGGAGGGCUCUGCGCGAUUACUGCUGAGGGCACGUGGUGCACUGAAUCCGCCUGGUCAGAAGAUGGCCUUGCUCAGGAGCGAAAGAAGGACGCACACGUACAUACAUGAAUCCACGUUGGUUUCGAGAGUACGCAUUGCGCGAAUGUUCGUAUCACGCGGACGGUCUCGCGUAUCGAGGGGCCGUGUUCAUGUACAUGGUUGGGCGCGUACGUCCCUUGUGCGCUCCCUACUUGCUCAUGUCCUGAUGCAGUCCAGCCCAGGAGGAGCCCCGAGGGAGCGCGCCGCCAGUAACGGCGUGCUCGGACGCUGCCUCCGAAGUGCGCGGCGCAGAAUCAGCGGCUGCUCUUCGGCCAGACGGCCUUGUCGGCUGGGAGGUGACGUAGCCGGUCGAGACAGUGAAAAAGUUACACAGGCUGCACGAGGCCUGCAGUAGGCGUCAGGAUCCCAAGAAUCGAAGGCCGAAAGUGUCGCAUAAAACAUGAGCAUCCGGAGGUCCGCGCAGAUACCUGCCUAGCGCCGGCCCGAGAAGGCCGCGCGCACUUCCGAAAGUGCACUUCUCCCCCCGCCUCCAGCCUGCUGGGAAGGUCAGC
This is a messenger RNA of Prorocentrum cordatum, 1559 nucleotides long. The record is from the annotation of a GenBank genome assembly. Lineage: Eukaryota; Dinophyceae; Prorocentrales; Prorocentraceae.